Cantharellus anzutake is the source of this 380-nucleotide messenger RNA. RefSeq lists its product as uncharacterized. NCBI's taxonomy places the organism in Eukaryota, Fungi, Basidiomycota, Agaricomycetes, Cantharellales, Hydnaceae. The record is from RefSeq and is a predicted model, not a curated record. The transcript has a single exon. Bases 72 to 296 code for a protein of 74 amino acids.
CGGAUUCAUCGGAGACGACGUCGACAAUUUCUGGUCGCGGAACAAGGUGCGAACUGCUGGAGCUACUGUGCAUGAAUUCGUUGGUGGUGAUGAUUGGAGAUGUACCCGCAGGAGGUGGGCUGCUAGCACCAUUAAUGUUGCUUACGUUCUCAGUGCAAGGAAUCUGUUUGGGCAGUGGUGACGGUGGUCGCAUCCGAGGUCGCGGUCGUGGGCGUGGGACUGGCCUCAGCUCAACCGUGGAUAUCUCGAUGGAAUCAGGUUUGAGCGAGGGUGGUGUUUCAAAAGAGGGGAACUGAGAUAUAUCUGAAACAGCAGCAGCAGCAGCGAUUUUAGUCGCAGUGGCGUUGGAGUUCGCUGCAGCGGAUGAUGUAAAGAUCGAU